AUGCCUGACGACGGCAAUAACAUAUACGGUCCGAGCCAGCUGCGGGUUUUCAAAACCCAGCUUGUGCUUUCGUUGGCCAUUGGGUCCUCGAUGUUUUUGCUAUUCUGCUUUUUGCGCCGCAAAUGGCCUCACAUGUAUGCGGUCAGGACCCUACGAAAGAACCUGAUCCGGGACCGGUCCUUGCCCCAUGACCUCUUUAGGUGGGUUUUCUCCGUGUGGUCCAUCACAGAGAAGGAGGUGCUUGAAUGCCUGGGGCUCGAUGCCUAUGUGGUGCUUACUUUCUUCAAAAUGGGCAUCUACAUCUUUCUGCUUCUAGCGCUCUGGGGCGUUUUGGUGCUUAGUCCGACCCGCUACAUCUUCACGGGGAACUACGACCGUGACAAUAUCUCCAUUUUUGAAUACAAGGAUGCCGGGCCACACAUGGACGACGAUUUUCCAAAGUACCUCUGGGUGUACCCACUCUUCACAUGGGUGUUUUCGGCUAUCGUGUAUUUCAAGCUUUUCGACUUUACAGCGGCCGUGAUCAAGACCCGCCAGAAGUACCUUGCGUCGCAGGACUCCAUCACGGAUCGCACCAUCAAGCUUGACGGAAUCCCCAAGAAAUUGAUCCGCCAAAACGACCCUGUUCUCCUCAAACACUUCAUUGAGGAUUUGGGCAUCGGCCAUGUGGUGGACGUCAAGCUCAUUUACGACUGGAUGCCGCUUGAAAAGCUCUUUGACGAGCGCCACGAGCUAAUUUCGAGCCUAGAGAAACUCUACUCUCAAUACUACGGCUUGAAGGUGGACCUCUACAACCAGACAAGGACACCCCGAGUAAUCCCAGAACACGCACCUGAGCUCCCCAUUGCCACCUCCACGAAGAAAUCACACCUUCGCAAGAAGAUUGAUGGUCUUGCGGUGAAACUCAUUGCUGUGGACAAGAAGAUCUUAAGCUUGCAGAACAAGUACGACCCGAGAACCUCGACCAUGCCCGUUGAAGAUGGAGAGUUUUCGAUCAUGCCUUCCGCUUUCAUCACCAUGGACUCUGUGGCCUCGGCUCAGAUGGCCGCACAGACUGUUCUUGACCCCAGGGUGUAUAAGCUCAUGGUAUCCAUGGCGCCGGCAGCCAAGGAUAUCGAAUGGAGGAACUUGAAGCUUACCCGCUACGAGAAGGCUUUCAAAUCGUACAUGGUCACCUUUUUUAUCAUCCUCAGUUACUCGGUUAUUUUCUUCUUGGUGACAUCCUUGUCGACCUUGAUUGACGUGAAGACCAUCACGAAGGUUUGGCCAACCCUAGGCCACAAGAUCGCCGAGUCAAAAUGGCUCAGUACCUUCGUCACUGGUAUCUUGCCACCUAUGUUGUUCUCGGUCAUCACCGUUCUCAUCCCAUAUUUUUACAACUAUCUUUCCCAGCUUCAAGGGUACUCAUCGUCAAGUGAGGUGGAGCUUUCGGGUCUUCUGAAGAACUUCUUCUUUGUGUUCUUCAUCUUGUUCUUGGUGUUCACUAUUACAGGAACAUUGUGGGAUUACUUCACCUCCAUCGGAGACACCACCAAGUUUGCAUCACAAUUGGCAAGUUCCCUAAAGAAGCUUUCCUUGUUUUACGCAGACUUGAUUCUUUUGCAAGGUCUAGCCAUGUUCCCGGUACGUCUUCUCCAAAUUGGGGACUUCCUUAUUUUGAAUAUUGUUGGGAAGCUUUUUUUACUCAGAAAUAUGCUUCUCAAGACCCCAAGGGAUUACCGAUUCUACUAUUUCACACCACCUGUCUUUGAUUUUGGCAUUCAACUCCCUCAACAUAUCCUAAUCUUCAUCAUAAUUCUUAUUUAUUCAGUUGUCUCAACCAAAAUCGUUGCCUGUGGUCUUGUUUACUUCCUAAUGGGUCACUUUGUUUACAAAUACCAGCUUAUCUACAGCUUUGUUCAUCCUCCUCACUCAACCGGCAAGGUCUGGCCCAUGAUAUUCAGACGCUUGAUGCUCGGGCUAUUGAUCUUUCAACUAUUCAUGUGCGGUACGUUAGCCUUAGAGGGAGCCAUCUUACUUUCCGUUCUUUGUACUCCUUUGUUCAUUGUUACUUUAUUGGUUUGGUGGAAUUUCGAGAAGUUCUACGUGCCAUUGCAUGACUUCAUCGCUUUGAGAGCGAUUCAAAGUCCGUACAACUUUGAUAAAGAGUUUGAUGACGAUUCCCUGCUGGUUGCUGCUGGAUCUUCCCACAAUCUAGCCUACGAUGGUGGUUUCAAUAUCAGCAGCGACAGUCUUACAGCCAGAAAGCCCCCUCCUUUGCAGAUGCCCGAGCCAGAGCUGAUGACAGGAUACCCCACACCAUCAUCAGAUGGCGUCUUGCUGCCGACAGAGAAUUCCGCUUUGUUGGAUGGAGAUUACUCAAUUUCGUAUAGCGCAGGCGCAAUCAGACAUCGUCGGAAGGUUUCCACCGUGGAUGAGGAGAGGGAGCAGUUCACAGACUACACUCACCCGUAUCUCCGUGACCCCUUGCAUGGACCAUGGAUUGGCUUUGAUGGAGAUCACAUCUCGAUGGUGGAAUUCCGUAAAGGGGCCAAUUCCUCGACGCCGGAACCAACGGGAGCGGAGAGUGAAAAUGGUGCACCACCUGUGACGGAGUUUGUCAUCAGAAAGAGGAUACAGGUUGCCGAAUGGGAAUAA
Molecule: messenger RNA, 2637 nt
Organism: Candidozyma duobushaemuli
Lineage: Eukaryota; Fungi; Ascomycota; Pichiomycetes; Serinales; Metschnikowiaceae
Exons: 1
Coding region: 1-2637 (878 amino acids)
Cellular component (GO): plasma membrane
Molecular function (GO): calcium-activated cation channel activity
Source: RefSeq, a predicted model, not a curated record